Choloepus didactylus (southern two-toed sloth) is the source of this 1380-nucleotide messenger RNA. RefSeq names its product DDB1- and CUL4-associated factor 12-like protein 2. Lineage: Eukaryota; Metazoa; Chordata; Mammalia; Pilosa; Megalonychidae. Gene Ontology annotation, cellular component: Cul4-RING E3 ubiquitin ligase complex. Gene Ontology annotation, molecular function: protein binding. The record is from RefSeq and is a predicted model, not a curated record.
AUGUUUCCCAAGCAAACAAGUAGCAGGAAGCGGAAAGCGCCCGCCACUGAGGCAGGUGCUGGGAGGUCAUCGUCAGGACUUGCGGCGGCUGACGGAAAGCGGCUGCUGCUGCCCAAGAAACAGAAGCGGCCGGCCUCGCGGCGCUCUCUGGUGCACUAUCUGAAGGGCCGCGAGGUGGGUGCACAUGGCUGCGCCAGGCUCCUGGGCCUCGAGGGCCAGCUGCGCGGCUAUGCGGUGCAGAAGCUGCCCGAGCUUCUGAUGGAGAGCGAGCUGUCGCUGGGCACCCUCAACAAGGUGUUCGCGGCGCAGUGGCUGAACGCCAGGCAAGUGGUGUGCAGCACCAAGUGCAACACACUCUUCGUAGUGGACAUGCAGUCGAGCCAGAUCACUCGCAUCCCCCUGAUGCGGGAUGGGGGGCCCGGACUGGCCCAGGCCCAGCCGAGCUGCUGCAUCCACGCCAUUGAGUUGAACCCCUCCAAGACGCUGUUGGCCACGGGGGGCGAGAACCCCAACAGCCUGGCCAUCUACCAGCUGCCCCCCCUAGAUCCCGUGUGCCUGGGUGACCGCCACGGGCACAAGGACUGGAUCUUCACCAUCACCUGGAUAAGCGACACGGUGGCUGUGAGCGGCUCCCGCGACGGCACCAUGGCGCUGUGGCAGAUGGACCCUGACAUGUUCAGCGGCAGCAUCGCCUCCCACAACGACGUGGGGCUUCCCGUGUACGCCCACAUUCGGCCGAAGGACAUGGAAACCAUUCCCAGGGCCAUCACCAACCCCACCAAUUGCAAGGUGCGGGCCCUGGCCUUCAGCGGCAAGAACCAGGAGCUAGGAUCAGUGUCCUUGGAUGGCUACUUCCACCUGUAUAAGGCCAGAAGCACCCUAACCAGGCUGCUGUCAUUCAGGCUUCCUUACUGCCGCGAGAAUGUGUGCCUGACCUACUGCGAUGAGUUGUCCCUGUACGCAGUGGGCUCCCAGUCCCAAGUCCCUUUGGAUCCGCGCCAGCACCAGCAGAACAUCCGGCCCCUGUGCUUGUGAGAAGGUGGCACCGGCGUGCGCUCGCUGAGGUUCUACCAGCAUGUCAUCACUGUCGGCACGGGCCAUGGCUCCCUGCUUUUCUGUGACAUCCGCACCCAGAAGUUCCUGGAAGAGAGGGCCUCAGGCAGUACGAACUUCUCUCCUGGUCCUGCAGGGAGGAAGCUCAGGCUCAUCUCUGGCAGAGGCUGGCUCAACCACUAUGACAUUUGGGUGAACUACAUUGGCGGCAUCGGCGAGUUCCCCAAUGCGCUCUACACCCAGUGCUACAAUUGGCCAGAAAUGAAGCUCUUCGUGGCUGGAGGGACUCUCCCUUUAGGUUUCCACGGAAACUAUGAAGGCCUUUAG